ACGAACACUUCGCUGCUAGCUAGAAUGAGAAAUAAGGUUUAUGGCUACAGUAAGCUAAAAAAUUUUCUUCGUCUGGCUGCCUGUCGCUUGGUAGCAUAAACUCUUUCUAACGUAAUUAGACCGUUUUUUGACUCUUUUACAGACGCAGUCUUUGCAUUCUAGCAAGCUGGUUAAUCCUUAAAUUACCAAAAGCUUUGGCAUACCAGACUGAGACUAACGGGCAGCAGCGGUGAUUCAGCGUGCUAGCUAGUGAGAAAAAUCUUGAGAGCCUCCACAUCCAGCCUAACAUCCAUUGAUGUUAGCCUAUGAGUAUCGCCUUCGCAUAUCGCCAGCGUUGUUAAUCGCCGGGUUUCUAUCUACCAAGAUGUACGGGAUGUUGGGAUGACAGGAAGAUGGCAAACGGGGCUGGAAAACACAAGCUGCUUGUCAUUGGACCAACAGAACCAUGGUCAGUGAGGGAGAAGCUGUGUUUGGCCACAUCUGUCAUGAAGAGUGGGGACCAGAACUGGGUAUCGGUCAGUCGUGCCAUAAAACCAUUUGCAGAACCUGGGCGACCACCUGACUGGUUCUCUCAAAAGCACUGUGCCUCCAAAUACUCAGAGCUCCUGGAAGCGACAGAGGCCCCAAAGCGGAAGCGCGGCGAGAAAGGUGAGGUGGUGGAGACAGUGGAGGAUGUGAUAGUUCGCAGACUGACGGCUGAGAGGAUCGAGGAACUAAAGAAGCUGAUAAAAGAAACGCAGGAGAAGCACAGGAAGCUGAAGAGGGAGGCUGAACUGAUUCAAGCAGGACAUCUGGAUUCCAAACUGAAAGAGCUAUGGGAGGAAAUUCUGCUGAAGAAGAAACUGGAGGAGGAAGAAGCAGAGAUGAAAAGAAAAAACACAGAUGCUGCUUAUCAAGCCAGACAGGUGGCAAAGAACACACCCAAGCGGAUACCCAGUGUCACCAUGCAUUCGCCCUCAGGCUGUAGCUCCCCAAGCCAGGAGUUCUCCCCAGGUGACCAACUCGAGUGCUUGACACUGGAUCUUACAUCUACAAAGAAUGCUUCUGGAACAGCCAGGCUAAUGACAUUUGCUGAGCCUUCUGGUAAUGAUGACAGCCACGGGUCCCUGCUAGAGGACCCCACCCAAAAGAAGUUACUGUGUCAGAAAGCCACGCCACCACCAUCUCCCCUCCUGUCAGAGUUACUGAAGAAAGGCAGUAUAUUGGCCACAAAUUCCAGAUUGAUUGGAGAUGGUGACGUGUCCACAGGUAAUGUGUCAGGAGCACAUGACUUGCAGCUGGCUCCACCUUGUCAGCCUCUCUCUCAGGCAGCAGGUGCCCCGAUGUUGUCCCGUCUCCUGGAAGCAGGCCCCGCCCAGUUUUCCCCUCCAUUAGGUUUUAUGGUCAGUGUAGAUUCUGCCUCCAGUGUUCCUCUCUCUGCCACCACUCCUGUUCCUGCUCAAUCAAACAUCUCAGCAAGUGCAGAGGUAAAUGUGAUGGUGCCAUCUGUGGCCCCUGGAUGCCAGCCUGUCUCCUCUAUGGUAGAAGAUAAGGUGUCAGAGCUCAGUGAGGACGAUGUGACUGUGUCACUGUGUCAUGAGCUGGACCUGAAGACAGUGGGGGACAUCAUCGCCAUCAUUGAAGAGAAGGCUGAUGAAGCUGCUGAUGCUUUGGAUGCAGCUGCAGUUGAGGCUGCUCUGUCCCUUUGUGAAGAAAAUGGCCACGCUCUGUCUGCUGCCUGGGAUUCUGGGCCUUUCCAGCCUCAUGAGCCACACAAUCCCACAGUGCCCACUGGGGCUGUACAGUCUUCAUCUCUUCACUGUAGCUUGGAGGAGAGGACGGAAGGUUCACUCUCUUCUUUUUGCAACAGUCAAGAUAACCAUCUUGCAGGAUUUCCUGUGGGACUGAGGAGCAUUCCUCCCUCUUCCUCAUCUGGAUGCGACUCAAAGAUUUUGGAGCACUACCGCAGUGGAACGCCUCCACAGGCUGCAGCAGUGAGAGAGACCGGAGAGGCGGUUCACUCAAAAACCCAAAUGUCAUCCAGAAAAUGUGAACGUGAGAAGUGGGCACAUCAAAUCCCUGAAAAAAUCCACGGAGACUCGGUAUUAGAAGAUAACCCACUGACAGGAAGGCAUCCAAAGGAGACGAAGAGGGAGGACGCAAUAACUAUUGGGGGAGGAGAGAAGGCCUCGGGGACUAACCUGCAAAACAAAGUUAAUGGGCCAGAGGUGUGUGGAGAAGAAGUGGGAGAUGGGGUGGAAGAAUUCCUAUCAGAGCCAGACGGCGAAACUGAGCUAGAACCGGCAGCCAGUGAGAGUGAGGAUGGAUACAGCCUCCAUACGGCUUCCUCUUCACUGCAGCUCCACACAACUGCAGACUCCAUCCCCAGCAGCCCAGCUUCUUCGCAGUUUUCUGUGUGCAGUGAGGAUCUGGAAGCUCUACAGGCUCACAAAAUCUGGAAGAAAGCCAUUAUGCUUGUGUGGCGAGCAGCAGCCAAUCACAGGUAUGCAAAUGUCUUCCUUCAGCCAGUAACAGAAGAGAUUGCACCUGGAUACCACAGUAUUGUGCACAGGCCCAUGGACCUGGCAACCAUAAAGAAGAACAUCGAGAACGGUCUGAUACGGACCACCGCCGAGUUCCAGAGGGACAUCAUGCUGAUGUUUCAGAACGCAGUCAUGUACAACAGCCUGGACCACGACGUGUACCACAUGGCUCUGGAGAUGCAGCGUGACGUCCUGGAGCAGAUCCAACAGUUUCUAGCUACCCAGCUCAUCAUGGAGACGUCAGAAUCUGGUAUCAGCGCCAAGAGCCUGAGAGGCCGUGAGAGCACGCGCAAACAGGACUCUACUGACAAGGACACUGUGUCCAUGUCUUCCCCUGCCUUCCUUCUUUCUCUUUUUGAUGGAGGCACCAGAGGGCGCCGUAGUGCCAUAGAAGCUGACCUCAAAAUGAAGAAAUGAAACCAUCAGUAUGAUAUUGUAUCAGUAUGGUGUCCCUGAGAUAAAGUGAAAAGACUGAUCUCAUUGUCUCUCAGUUGCACAGAUUGUGGCUCUGCGUAUGGUGCAGUGUAACCUUUGCUUGCACUCUAGAUUAAAAGGAUAGACUGCAGUGUGGAGAUGCUAAUUUGUUCUGAGACAGCCAUACAGUCGUGGAUUACAUAAAGUAUAAUCCCAGAUUAGAGUGGGAGCAUUCUGAAAGACCAUGUCAGACCUUUCAUGGAUAUAGCUGCACAUCACUCAGACGUAACCUGCUCUGAAGUUCAUGGGGAUGUAGAGAGGUUUUAAAAAAUGCUCCUAUUAUACAGUUGGGCUGAAUAUUGAAUUAACUGGGCUUGAAGUUGAUCCCCAGAUUAGCGUCCAGAAGGCCAAAAGUCUGGCCAGAGGGGCAAGUUGAUUUCAAACAGAAGUGUUUUCACUGCAGGUGUAAAACAGAUUUUAAAGAUCUAAUUUUAAGACUUUGAUAUCCUUUUACUGUAAUGUUUGUGUUGGAUUUAUUUUAUCAAUGUGACACUUUGGUGAAACAGUACCUACAUGCUUAUUCUACUACAUACUCAGUGCUUUUGAUUAAGUGUUACAUUUCUAAACUGUUGUUUACUUUAAAGUCUGUAAAA
Messenger RNA from Pundamilia nyererei, 3589 nucleotides. It is a transcript of the gene brd8a, whose product is annotated as bromodomain containing 8a. Gene Ontology annotation, molecular function: protein binding. The transcript is spliced from 20 exons. The coding region runs from base 393 to 2939 and encodes 848 amino acids. Gene Ontology annotation, cellular component: NuA4 histone acetyltransferase complex. The record is from RefSeq and is a predicted model, not a curated record. NCBI's taxonomy places the organism in Eukaryota, Metazoa, Chordata, Actinopteri, Cichliformes, Cichlidae.